This is a messenger RNA of Oppia nitens, 1227 nucleotides long. Its product is annotated as protein Wnt-5a-like. The record is from RefSeq and is a predicted model, not a curated record. Gene Ontology annotation, molecular function: cytokine activity; frizzled binding. NCBI's taxonomy places the organism in Eukaryota, Metazoa, Arthropoda, Arachnida, Sarcoptiformes, Oppiidae. The transcript is spliced from 7 exons. Gene Ontology annotation, biological process: cell fate commitment; multicellular organism development; canonical Wnt signaling pathway. Gene Ontology annotation, cellular component: extracellular region. Bases 1 to 1227 code for a protein of 408 amino acids.
AUGAGUGCAAAUCAAUUGGGAUUACUUUUAUUCACAUUAUUCCUAUAUAUUCCAUGUGUUGUCACCGUUUGGUGGAACCUCGGGAUGCAAGGCAUAGGAAUUAUGAAUAAUGGUCUCAAUCCGUCAGAUCUAUCAUCUUAUGAGACAAUAGUUGCGGGAGAGCCGGGUCUCACUGGUAUUGGUCUAUCAGUGUCACCAUCAUCAGCAUCGGCACAAUUGCCAGUCGAUAACAAUAUGUUAACAUCUGCUCCCCAGCUCUACGCACAGGACAAACUAAAAAAGUUGCCCUGUGCUCAGUUAAAGGGACUUAGUAAAGGACAAACACAGUUAUGUCACAUAUAUCAGGACCAUAUACCACAUAUAGGACAGGGAGCUAGACUUGGCAUCGGUGAGUGUCAGUGGCAGUUCAAGAACAGGAGGUGGAACUGUUCCACUGUUGAUGACUCAUCUGUCUUCGGACAAGUGCUUACAAUCGCCUCUCGGGAGACGGCAUUCAUGCACAGUAUAACAGCCGCUGGUGUUGUUCACGCCAUAGCCCGGGCCUGUAGGGAUGGACAGUUAGCACAUUGUGGAUGUAGUCGUGCGGCCAGACCUAAAAAUCUUAAUAAAGAGUGGAUAUGGGGUGGUUGUGGUGACAAUAUAGAGUACGGCUAUAAGUUUGCCACACAGUUUGUUGAUGUUAAGGAACGGGAGAACAUCCAUUCUAAGGCUUCCCGAGAACAGGGAAAGAAACUCAUGAAUCUACAUAAUAACGAAGCCGGGCGUCGAGCUGUUAUACGUAAAACACGGGUGACCUGUAAAUGUCACGGUGUGAGCGGUUCCUGUUCACUGGUCACCUGCUGGCAACAACUAUCCAGCUUUCGGGAGGUCGGAGACUUUCUUAAAGACAAAUAUGACGGCGCGACUGAAGUUAAAAUAAACAAAAGAUCAAAAUUGCAAAUAAAAAACUCGCGCUAUAGUAAGCCAACCGCUGAGGAUCUACUUUAUAUGGAUGAGAGUCCCGACUAUUGCAUUGGCAGCGACGAGAGGGGCACUUUCGGCACACGUGGCCGACAGUGCAAUAAGACAUCGCCCGGAACUGAUGGAUGCAAUCUUAUGUGCUGUGGACGAGGAUAUAAUACACAUAAAACAAUGGUUAAAGAGCGAUGCAAUUGUAAGUUUCACUGGUGUUGUUAUGUCGAGUGCAAGACAUGUACCAAAACUGUAGACAUCCAUACUUGCAAAUAA